Molecule: messenger RNA, 1014 nt
Organism: Coregonus clupeaformis (lake whitefish)
Lineage: Eukaryota; Metazoa; Chordata; Actinopteri; Salmoniformes; Salmonidae
Product: neuropeptide B
Exons: 2
Coding region: 194-592 (132 amino acids)
Biological process (GO): G protein-coupled receptor signaling pathway; feeding behavior
Molecular function (GO): G protein-coupled receptor binding
Source: RefSeq, a predicted model, not a curated record
CCGCCACAACAUUCGGGAACACCCAACCAACGGAAGAACCUGACAACAAAAACGUCCGUUGAUAUUGGUAACCUAGGCUACAGCUCACCAGAGAAGAAGACAAGAACAGAAGAACCAAAAACAUCCCAACGACAACCGAACCAACUAACCGUCAAACCAACAUUCCAUCCAGCUGCAUAAAAAGCGCCACGAGAUGGAGAGGUCUGUUAGAUUCGCGGUGGUGUGCGUCGGUAUCUCCAUGCUCAUCUCGUGCCACCCUAUCGAGGCGUGGUACAAGCAGUCCACCGGACCGAGCUACCACUCCGUUGGCCGAGCCUCGGGUCUGCUGUCCGGGAUCCGGAGGUCCCCGUACAUCCGGAGGUCUGAGUCAGAAGAAACGGUGAUGGACAGCGGGGAGACCACCGGCACCGAGAACAACUUGGUGACGGAUGGUAACCGACAGACCCCCGUGCUCAAAAACAUGGCUAUCUGUGUGAAAGACAUCUCUCCCAACCUGAAGAGCUGCGAGCUGCUGCGGGACGGCACGAGCACGUUCCAGUGCAAGGCUGACGUGUUCCUCUCCCUCGACUCGCUGGACUGCUUGGCCGCGUGAGACCCCCAAAACAACAACAGUUGACUUUCCGCGAGGUAGAUGGGCAAGAAGGCAGGCAGCGUGAGCGAAAAAGAAGGACCGUUGAUUGAUGAUGACAUUGAAUGUUUUCUCAUCAUUUAUAUAAAAAAACGGAUGUGAAUAAUGUUUGUUUAAUACUAGCUGUGUAAAACCAAACAAAAAAGACAAAACGAAAAACCCAAAGUGCAAUGUGUGUGAGAGAAAGUUGUAACUAGGCUACAAAGCUAUUUUUUGUCAACCCCCCGACUCCCCUAUAUCCCUAUGCCGACCCUCACCCGGCACCCCUCCCUUGUAGGCUACCUGCGUUGUCAAAUGUAGGCUAUUAUUAAAUGUUCAUAAAUCGUUGCCUGCUGAGCAGAACCUGUCAAAGUACUUUUAUUUAUUUUAUUAAAAUGAACAAAUAU